Messenger RNA from Sturnus vulgaris (Common starling), 657 nucleotides. NCBI's taxonomy places the organism in Eukaryota, Metazoa, Chordata, Aves, Passeriformes, Sturnidae. The record is from RefSeq and is a predicted model, not a curated record.
GAGGCUCGCGGCUGGGCCGUGGACGUGGCCGCGCUGCGCCGGAAAAUUCGGGAAUGUCGGGACCGCUGCGAGCCCCGAGUGCUGUGGGUGGUGAACCCCGGGGACCCCACGGGUCACGUGCUAAGCCGGGCUCUCAUGGAGGAGCUCGUGGCCAUCGCGGUUCAGGAGUCGCUGCUGCUGCUCGCGCACGAGGUGCACCAGGAGCGAUCCUUCAGCCCCCGGCGCCCCUUCCUGCCCUUCCGGCGCCUCCUGGGCGAGCUGGGGCCGCCCGUGGCCACCGAGCUGCAGCUCGUGAGCCUCUACUCCCUGUCCAAGAGCGCCGCCGGCGAGAGCGGGUUCCGGGCCGGGUUCCUGGAGCUGCUGAACCUGGACCCGCGGCUCCGGGCCCCGUUCCAGCUGGCCCAGUCCCUGGCCCGGCCCUGCGUUCCCGGCCGGAUCCUCCUGGAGCUGAGCCUGGACACCCCGGAACAGCCGGACCCCGUCCACGCCCAGCUGGAAAAGCACCGCCGGGCCCUGUGCCGGGACUUGGCCUCCAACGCCCGCCGGGCGCUGCGGGAGCUCGGCCGAGCCCCCGGGAUCCGGUGCCAGCCCCCGGCCGGGGGACCCCGAGUGUUCCCCAGGAUGGAGAUCCCGCCCCGAGCCCGGAGCCACGCCCGG